AUGGUUGCCGAAACUAGCAGUCCGUCGACUGCACAACUCCAGAGAGUCGAUGCGCAACCUGAGAACCCAUAUGCUGCUCUGAUCGAGGAGCAGUCAAUUGCGAUUGUUCCUUCCUUUACCCUCGAGUCCGGUGUUACUCUGUACGAUGUACCGGUCGCCUAUACUACUCGGGGUGUUCUCUCCCCUAAGGGUGACAAUGUCUUGGUGAUCUGUCACGCUCUAAGUGGUAGUGCCGACGUGGCCGAUUGGUGGGGUCCCCUCCUGGGAGGCCCGGGCCAGGCAUUCGAUGUCUCCCGGUUCUUCGUGGUCUGCCUGAACAGUCUGGGCAGCCCAUACGGCAGCGCGAGUGCGGUGACCUACAAGGAUGGUAAGCCUGAGAAUGGCUACUAUGGUCCAGAGUUCCCCCUCACCACUGUGCGGGAUGAUGUAAACAUCCACAAACUCGUCCUGGAUGAUCUUGGCGUGAAGCAGAUUGCUGCUGUUGUUGGUGGCUCUAUGGGUGGCAUGCUCACCCUCGAGUACUCUUUCUUUGGCAAGGAUUAUGUUCGUGCCAUUGUUCCUAUCGCCACAUCUGCCCGCCACUCGGCGUGGUGCAUCAGUUGGGGUGAGGCACAGAGACAAAGCAUCUACAGUGACCCCAAGUACGAUGACGGAUACUAUCCAUUUAAUGACCCACCAGCCACUGGUCUUGGGGCGGCCCGUAUGUCGGCAUUGCUCACCUACCGCAGCCGCAACUCGUUUGAGUCCCGGUUUGGCCGGAACGUGCCGGACCCCUCGAAGCGCCAGAACAUCAAUGGCACCGAGAAGCUGCCUACUCCUCCCAAUGAGCAUUGGGCUAUUCACAACGAUGGACAUCGAGGUGGUGCUUCAUCGCGGUCGGAGAGCCGACAGAACUCUCCUGUCCCUCAGUCGGAUAUUCAGUACAUGGACCCCCAGUUCUCCGGCACCAAGACGUUCUCGGCGCCGACUCCAACCAAGCCCGACGGUCGUCCUCGCCCACCAACAUACUUCUCUGCCCAGUCGUACCUCCGUUAUCAGGGCGACAAGUUCGUGAAGCGCUUUGAUGCCAACUGCUACAUCGCCAUGACCCGCAAGCUGGACACCCACGACGUGUCCCGGCACCGCUCCAGUCCGGACUCUGAGAAUCCUGUCCUGGAGGCUCUCUCCACGGUCCAACAGCCAGCUCUUGUCCUGGGUAUCGAGUCCGAUGGCCUCUUCACCUUUGCCGAGCAGCAGGAAAUCGCCGCUGGCAUCCCUGACUCGCGCCUGAAGCGCAUCGAUAGCCCGGAGGGUCACGACGCCUUCCUGCUGCAGUUUGAGCAGGUCAACCGUCACAUCGUGGAGUUCUUCCACGAGGUUUUGCCCGACAUCAUGGCACAGUCCAGCACCGAUGGCGCGGCCGCUGUGGCGAGCGUCACCAAGCUGACGAAGAGCAGCACCUUCGGUGAGGCCGAAGUGGAGGAUAUCACUGCGUGGUAG
Molecule: messenger RNA, 1479 nt
Organism: Penicillium canariense
Lineage: Eukaryota; Fungi; Ascomycota; Eurotiomycetes; Eurotiales; Aspergillaceae
Gene: met2
Product: homoserine O-acetyltransferase
Exons: 2
Coding region: 1-1479 (492 amino acids)
Biological process (GO): L-homoserine metabolic process
Molecular function (GO): homoserine O-acetyltransferase activity
Source: RefSeq, a predicted model, not a curated record